This is a messenger RNA of Harpia harpyja (harpy eagle), 2778 nucleotides long. It is a transcript of the gene NDRG3, whose product is annotated as NDRG family member 3. NCBI's taxonomy places the organism in Eukaryota, Metazoa, Chordata, Aves, Accipitriformes, Accipitridae. The coding region runs from base 232 to 1395 and encodes 387 amino acids. Gene Ontology annotation, cellular component: cytoplasm. The transcript has 18 exons. The record is from RefSeq and is a predicted model, not a curated record. Gene Ontology annotation, biological process: signal transduction.
GUCCCGGCCCCCGCGCAUGUGCGGCCCCUGCAGAGCAGCGCGCAGGCGCAGAGUGCCCCGCAUGCCGCGGCGGCUGGAGGUGCUGAGGUACCUGCCGUCCAGAAACAAGAGGACAACAGUCUUCCAAAUCCUGGAGCCUGUCAAACUGUGUUUAGCACCAGUCUAUGGUGAAAAGUAAAAAGAAUCACCCAUUUGCUGCCCUGAGGAUUAAUUGGCUCUACUUACAGCACCAUGGAUGAACUGCAGGAUGUUCAGUUGACAGAGAUCAAACCGCUCCUGAAUGAUAAGAAUGCAGCUCGCAACUUCCAAGACUUCGACUGUCAGGAACAUGACAUUGAGACAGCUUUCGGAGUGGUCCAUGUCACCAUGCGGGGCACACCCAAGGGGAACAGACCUGUCAUCCUCACAUACCAUGACAUUGGCCUCAACCACAAAUCCUGUUUUAAUGCAUUCUUUAACUUUGAAGACAUGCAAGAGAUCACUCAGCAUUUUGCUGUGUGCCAUGUGGAUGCACCAGGCCAGCAGGAAGGAGCCCCCCCAUUCCCAUCUGGGUACCAGUAUCCCAGUAUGGAUGAACUGGCUGAAAUGCUGCCUGCUGUUCUGACACACCUGAACCUGAAAAGCUUCAUUGGGAUUGGACUGGGAGCUGGAGCUUAUGUCCUCAGCAGGUGUGCACUCAGCCACCCUGACCUGGUGGAGGGACUCGUUCUUAUUAAUGUUGAUCCAUGUGCAAAGGGCUGGAUUGACUGGGCGGCAUCCAAGUUUUCAGGCUGGACAACUAACAUAGUGGAUAUUGUCUUGGCGCAUCAUUUUGGCCAUGAGGAACUGCAGGCAAAUCUAGAUUUGAUCCAAACAUAUAGGCUUCAUAUCGCACAGGACAUUAACCAAGAUAACCUUCAGCUGUUCCUCACCUCAUACAACAGUCGUAGAGACCUGGAAAUUGAGAGACCAGUUCUUGGCAUCAAUGAAAAUACUGCAAAAACACUCAAGUGCCCUGCCUUGCUAGUGGUUGGUGACAACUCACCUGCAGUGGAAGCAGUGGUUGAAUGCAAUUCACGUCUUGACCCAACCAAAACUACCCUUCUGAAGAUGGCUGACUGCGGGGGUCUGCCCCAGGUGGUUCAGCCUGGCAAGCUGACUGAAGCCUUCAAAUACUUUGUACAGGGAAUGGGCUACAUCCCUUAUGUGCAGCUCAGCCAUCUAAGCACUGAGUCAGUGCCAGCAGCUAGUAUGACCAGGCUGAUGCGCUCCCGUACUCACUCCUCCUCUAGCGUGGGCUCUGGCGAGAGCAUCCGCAGCCGGUCUCAUACUAGCAACCAUGGUGAAGGAAGUGCUGGAACCCCAGAAGGAAUUGACCUCCAGGAUGCACCUCAAACCAUGGAAGUAUCCUGUUAGGCAGGAGUCCCUCUUCUGGAUUCAGACAACUCCACUCGCCCCCACUGAACCCACUCAGAAUCUAGCAUUUCAUCCAACAUGGCAUUAACUGUUCUCUAACUUGUGCAUGCCCAUCUGAGCUGCCACCUCCUUGGUAGUCUGUACUUGGCCUUACUUUGGUCCUUUCUGUAUGCCCUUGGCAUCAGAACCUCUUUAAAACUCGUUAACAUUCCGCGGUCUUAGUAAGUCACGUUACUGUACAUGCUGAUACCAUCUCCUGUCUGUGCUGUGUAUCAAUCCAGAUGACAGCCAUUGUCUCCCCUGUUCAUUUAAAUAUAAUUUCCGUGGCUUUGUGAGGUUUAGAAUUGCUUUCUAGUUGUGCUUCUGCUAAAGGACCCUUGUGGUGCAGUUGGUAUAGCAUCUGUGGGAUGUGGGAAAGCAAGACCAUGAUGAUACGAAACUCCAGGCACUGGAGCAGGUGAUGCUCUUUGGCAGAGCUGUGCCUGGAGUGCAGAAUCCACCAGAAGGUCUUUGUGUUCCCAGGACUCUUGGCAUGCCAGGCAGCCAUGGGGAAAACAAAUGGUCAGAAAUACUGUCUUGGUCUCAUCUCUGUAUGUAUGUUUAGAAGGAGCAGAGUGAUUUCUUACCUGAGCCUCCUGAAAGGGAAAAGCAAUUAACAAGUCAACUUAGACUAACCAAGGUGCACUAUUAACCGAGUACAAGGGAUUAAACUACAGCAGCCCUGGCUUCCAGACCACCUCUGCUGACCCUCCCCCUCUCCUGCGGGAGGGCCAGAUGCAUUAACACAUAGUCACUAUUCUACCCUGGCACAGGUGAAUCUUUAACAUCAAGUAGGUUGUAAAGUGGGCAGCAGUGCCCCUUGCCAGGUGGAGAUCCAGAAAUCUCCUGCACUGCCAGCUCUGCUUCCCACUGCUGCCAGCCCCAGGCAGAGUGUCUGCACAGGGUAUAUUAUCUGAGGCUCAGGAAAUACCACUGAAUGUAAUGAUGGCCAGCAGACCCAUGUUUGUGUGAGUCAGGUCAGAAGUGUGAGCAGUGAAUGCCUCUGUGCAGGUACUAUUUACUGUCUUUGUGGAAUUCACAAUUCUGCUGCCUUUUUACACCUGGCCAGGUCACAGAGGGUGGGAGGCAAAUGCCUGCUGCAUGCCAGGGUCUAGCUGUUAAUGGGAGAAAAGGGAUGAGUGAUCAGGCUACUACAGGUCUCAGCAGAUGAGCAAAACAUCCGUUCUUAACUGUUGAGCAGUCCUGACUCACUGGGAGCCAGCUCCUCUGAGGGUCACGCUCACAUUCUGCUCCAUUUCAGGUAGGGAAUGGGACUGGGAGGCUCUGCCUGAGGGGGACUUUGUACCAGUUACUAAAUAAAGCUAUAACUGAGUUUCAUUGUUA